GGCGUGAAACGGAGGAUGGGGGUGGCGACGCUAGCGACGGGCGCUCGGCUGGGGCGCCGGCUGAGCGCUCUGGGGCCGGGCCGCGGACACUGGACAGCGGCCGGGCGCUCGCGGAGCCGGCGCGAGGCGGCGGAGGCCGAGGCGGAUGCGCCCGUGUUCCAGUACGUGGGCGAGCGUGCGACUCGCGCCGACCGCAUCUUCGUGUGGGGCUUCAGCUUCUCCGGGGCGCUGGGCGUGCCCACCUUCGUGCUGCCCGGCUCUGGACCCCAGCCCCGCGCCGGGUCGCGGCCGCGCCGCAGAAUCCAGGCCGUGCCCUACCGCCUGGAGCUGGACCAAAAGAUUUCAUCUGCUGCCUGUGGAUAUGGAUUCACGUUGCUGUCCUCUAAAACCAAGGACAUUACGAAAGUUUGGGGUAUGGGGCUCAACAAAGAUUCCCAGCUCGGAUUUCACAGGAGCCAGAAAGACAAAAGCCGUGUGACGUGUGUGCACCUGGUGGUUCUUGUUUCAGAGAGGGGAUAUGAGUACGUGUUGGAGCCUUCGCCCGUGCCGCUGCCGCUGGACAGGCCCCAGGAGACGCGGGUGCUGCAGGUCUCCUGUGGCAGAGCCCACUCGCUCGUCCUGACGGAUGGUGAAGGAGUCUUCAGCAUGGGGAACAAUUCUUACGGGCAGUGUGGAAGAAAGGUGGUCGAGAAUGAAAUUUAUAGUGAAAGUCACACAGUUCAUAGGAUGCAGGACUUCGAUGGACAGGUGGUCCAGGUCGCCUGUGGUCAGGACCACAGUCUGUUCCUGACGGAUCGAGGAGAAGUGUAUUCUUGUGGAUGGGGUGCAGACGGGCAGACAGGCCUGGGUCACUACAAUAUCACCAGCACGCCCACCAAGCUGGGCGGAGACCUGGCCGGAGUGAACGUUGUCCAGGUGGCCACCUACGGGGACUGCUGCCUGGCCGUGUCAGCCGAUGGCGGCCUCUUUGGCUGGGGCAACUCUGAGUACCUGCAGCUGGCCUCUGUCACCGACUCCACACAGGUGAACAUCCCCCGGUGCUUGCCCUUCUCAGGAGUGGGGCUGGUGAAGCAGGCUGCGUGUGGGGGCACAGGCUGUGCGGUAUUAAAUGGAGAAGGACAUGUUUUCGUCUGGGGCUAUGGAAUUCUUGGGAAGGGACCAAACCUCUUGGAAACCGCUCUUCCAGAAAUGAUUCCACCCACUCUCUUUGGCCUGACGGAGUUCAACCCGGGCGUCCAGGUUUCCCGCAUUCGCUGCGGACUCAGCCACUUUGCCGCCCUGACCAACCGAGGAGAGCUGUUUGUGUGGGGCAAGAACAUCCGAGGGUGCCUGGGAAUCGGUCGCCUGGAGGACCAGUACUUCCCCUGGAGGGUGACUAUGCCUGGGGAGCCUGUGGACGUGGCGUGUGGUGUGGAUCACAUGGUGACUCUGGCCAGGUCCUUCAUCUGAACUGCCUUCUCGAUCUGCUGGAGCCCGGCCCUGGCCUCAGGACCACCUGGCCUGCUCAGCCAGGGCGACUGCGGGGCUCUGGAUGGGGCCCGAGAGGGUCAGGGCCCUCCGUGCGCUGGGCCGCGCUUCCCGCAGCCUGGAGCGGGGUGCCUGGAAGUGUUGGAGGCAGUCCCCCUCCUGCCCAGGAUGAGGUGCUUGGCACAGACUCUGCCUCUGGGCUGAGUGGCCCUGGCAGGGCGAGGAGGAUCUGCUUCAUCUCGGCUCCUUCCCGAGGACACACGGUGGCAUCCGCUGUCAAGUCUGGUCUUCAGAGAGCUUAUCCGCUCAGCCGUCUCUGCGCGCUCUGGGAUACCCGCUGACGGCCCUGCUCGGGGUCCUCCCUGGAAAUGCCCGUGGGCACCAGCCUGCAACCCUGUGGGCCUGCAGCAGUCACCUACCUUCUAACACUUCUUCCUGCCUGGCUCAGAAGACUUGAGAGGCCCCUUGGGAAGAUGAGCAAGGCCAGAUUUCUACGGGCCAAGGGCUUUGAACACAGUCCGCCAAAGCUUGGCUGGAGUGCUCGCCUUGGAGAAGGAAAACUCAGACGGUGAAAAACAUUUGCGUUAGUAACAUAACAUGUCCUUUUCUUUAACACUCUUUUAAAAGUCUUUUUCGGAAUAAAGUCUAUUUUCUGCCUUUUCA
Messenger RNA from Dama dama (fallow deer), 2130 nucleotides. RefSeq names its product RCC1 like (gene RCC1L). The transcript is spliced from 11 exons. The record is from RefSeq and is a predicted model, not a curated record. Lineage: Eukaryota; Metazoa; Chordata; Mammalia; Artiodactyla; Cervidae. The coding region runs from base 16 to 1449 and encodes 477 amino acids.